Aspergillus terreus NIH2624 is the source of this 579-nucleotide messenger RNA. RefSeq lists its product as uncharacterized. NCBI's taxonomy places the organism in Eukaryota, Fungi, Ascomycota, Eurotiomycetes, Eurotiales, Aspergillaceae. The record is from RefSeq and is a predicted model, not a curated record. The coding region runs from base 1 to 579 and encodes 192 amino acids. The transcript has 3 exons.
AUGGCGUGCGAUUAUGCGGUUUCUCCCGAUGGACACGAGAGACAGUUCACCGCAAACCAUCUCGGGCCGUUUUUGUUCACGAAUCUCAUCAUCGAAAAAGUCCUGGCUUCUUCUGCGCCUCGAAUUGUCAAUAUUAGCAGCGAAGGCCAUCGGCUGAGUCCGAUCCGCUUUGCGGACUAUGACUUUGAUAACGGGAACACAUACAACAGGUGGUACGCCUACGGACAGUCCAAAACGGCAAACAUGCUCUUUGCGAUAUCGCUGGCGGAGAAACUGGGAUCUCGUGGGCUGCUUGCUUUGAGUCUGCAUCCUGGUGUCAUAUUUGGCACCAGCUUAGCGACGCAUUUGAAUUUCGACGACGACUUCAACGAAUUGCGAGCCGUGGAUCGAGCUCAAGGAAACGCAGAGGGCUGGUCCGAGUUCAAACCCAAGUCCGUAGAAUGCGGAAUUGCAACCCAUGUAUAUGCUGCAUUCGACCCUGGUCUGAAAGGUCAGCUACCCACACACGGUACUGCUAGCUCAAUGGAGACUGACGGCCUCCAGCUCAUAACGGCGCGUAUCUUGUCGACUGCCACGUAG